Messenger RNA from Orbicella faveolata, 2637 nucleotides. RefSeq lists its product as uncharacterized. The record is from RefSeq and is a predicted model, not a curated record. NCBI's taxonomy places the organism in Eukaryota, Metazoa, Cnidaria, Anthozoa, Scleractinia, Merulinidae.
AUGGUGGCUGUCGAAGGCAAAACCUUCACAACAGAACCUCCAACCACCGAAAACCACCACAAAGAACCCAGUCUAAUCAAACUGAGAUUGUGGACCUCAAGAAACAACUCACCAAAUCCACAGUUUGCAGCUAGGGAGAAAGAGCUCAACGAUGCGAAGAAACAAAUAAAUGAACAACAAGAGGAAAUAGCAGAGCUUUACAACCUUCAAGACUGUUUAGAACAAUAUACCAGGAAAAACUCUCUUGAAUUCCAUGGAAUUCCAGAAAGCGCGUACAACUCCACAGAAGAGGCCAUCCUAAAAGUAGCAGAGACACUAGAGGUUCCUGUCAGCCUCAGUGACAUUGAAAUUUCCCAUAAGUUAAAUACUUGGGGCAACAAAGCAAUAAUUGCAAAAUUUAUUAGUCACAAAGCCAAGACAAAUCUCUACAGAGCUAGAACAAAACUUAAGAACAUCAAACUGGCCGACCUCUUCCCCAACUCCUCCUACGCAACGAAAGUACAGUCGACAAGGAUCUUCAUCAAUGAAAACUUAACUUUCUAUCAUCGCCACAUCAUGUCUAGAGCUAACGAGAAACAUAGAGAUGGCAAACUAGUGAGUGCAUGGUCGAUGGAUGGAACAAUUUACAUGAAGACUUCGCCAGACGGGAGACCCAUCAAAAUCAUUGAAUUAGAGGACCUCAAGAAUCUGUAGCCUGCUUAGAAGUAUUUUGGGAGAGGGGACAGACUCUGUCUGUUUGGAACUGUGACUUAUCUCUUUACCCUACUUGAAAAAGGUUUAGGUCCUUUUGUGUUGUUGUGUGUAUUUGUUUGUGUGUGUUGUCUGAUUUGUUUAUACUUUAGUGAGUUUUUGCAUUUUUUUUUCUCAUAAUUUAAUUCCUUUUUUUCAUUUCUAUCGAGUAAUAUGAAUACGGGUAGUGUGUCCAAAUUUGACGUCUUAUCAUUAAACGUUUGGGGAAUCAGAGAUCAAAUCAAGAGGAGAAGUAUAUUUUCAUACCUAAAAGAUCAAAAGCAAACAUUUAUUUUUUACAAGAAAUAUAUUCAGAACAAGCCGAUGAAAAUAUUUGAAUAAAAGAAUGAGGUGGCGAGCUAUUUUUCUCACAUGGCACCACGCAUAGUAAAGGUGUCUGUAUUUUAAUUAAUCCCUUUGUACAACCAAAAGUUGAUUAUUCUUAUGCCAAUGACUCAGGCAGAAAAGUGCUCAUUACAAUCACUCUUAAUGGACAAAAACUAUCACUGUGCAAUAUUUAUGCACCUAAUGGCCAGGUCAAUCAACUCAUUCAAUUCAUGCAAGAGCUCAACACUUGCAUAAUCGAUUAAUCAGAGCUCACCUCGCUAAUUGUCGGGGGAGACUGGAAUUGUACUUUAUCAAAAAAAGAUAAGAUUCGAGGUGCACCGUGGAAACCGUCUAGUUACCGUAAUCUCAUUCUGACGACGAUGGAAAUGUUUGACUUAGUGGAUAUUCAAAGAAUGUGACAUCCAAAGUUAUGCAAAUUCAUGUACAAAUCAAAAUCUGUUAAACUUAAAUCUAGGAUUGACUUUCUCUUAAUUGCAAAAACUCUCUCUGGGGAUGUAAAGAAUUCGGAAAUUUACCAUGCUAUUGCACCUGACCAUAAGGCAAUUUAUAUUUUGCUAUCUUGGCCCAACAAACCUCCUCAGGGUCCAGGACUCUGGAAAUUUAACAACACCCCAUUGAAUGACAUGCAGUAUGUGAGUAAGGUUCGUGAUACAUAUGCUCACGCGUGCAGUUAUUAUAACUAUGUGAUGGAUAAGAGGCUCUUUUGGGAGUUAAUGAAAAUGGAAACAGAUCUGCAACUAUUUCCUCUUCCAAAAGUAAAGCAAAAUGUAUCAGCAACUGAGAACAGGAAUUAAGACGUAGAAUAGACCAACUUGAUGUUAUUAUCUGCAAUAAUUUUUCUUCUCCUUACAUCGAUGGAGUACUAUGGGAGUAUGACGGACUGAAAACGGAACUUAAGUCAAUUUACGAAGAAAAAAGAAAACAGGCAAUGUUUAGAGCAAAAUGCCGCUGGAUAGAAAAUGGUGAACACCCAACAAGGUAUUUUUUCAAUCUUGAAAAAAGUAAUUACUGACAACAAAAAAACUAUCAGUGAACCUCGAUUACCAUAUGACUCUAUUACGUGCAACAAGACAGUGAUUCUAGAGCAAAUUAAAGAUUAUUAUAGAAACCUAUAUACCUCGGAUUUAACCUUUUCUGAAACUGCGUAUGACAAAUUCACUGAAAAUGUUGAAUCGCCUAAGCCUUCAGAAGACGUGCAAGGAACCUUGGAGGGUCCACUUACGUACAAAGAAUGCAAAAGGAUACCAGAAACCUUUCAGAAUGAUAAAGCACCGGGGGAAGACGGAUUUACCGUCGCAUUUUAUACCUAUUUUUUGAUCUUUUAGGUAACGAUUUAAUAGCAAGUUUCAACAAAGUGCACGAGAAAGGUGAACUCUCGAUUUCACAACGAAGAGGAAUAAUUACUUUAAUUCCAAAAGAAGACGGGUCACUCCUAGAUCUUUCAAACUGGAGACCGAUUACAUUGCUUAAUGUUGAUCUUAAAAUAGCGUCAAAAGCAAUAGCCAAACGCAUUGAACCAACACUACCAAACCUGAUCCACUCUGACCAAACAGGCAGGGA